Molecule: messenger RNA, 4945 nt
Organism: Symsagittifera roscoffensis
Lineage: Eukaryota; Metazoa; Xenacoelomorpha; Acoela; Convolutidae
Exons: 20
Coding region: 700-4887 (1395 amino acids)
Biological process (GO): protein ubiquitination
Cellular component (GO): cytoplasm
Source: RefSeq, a predicted model, not a curated record
CUAUUUUUCUGCUGUUUAACCGUUCCGCUCAUUUACCGUCUAUCAAAUAUUACAUAUGUGACUUCUGUGACUAACUCAUAGUCAUUUUUCAUACCUUGCGCUAAAAGCUACGCCAUAUUUAUUUUACGGUCAAGUUACACGAUAACCAAUAAAACAUAGGCGGAUGUUCAACAAGCCGCUUUAUCUACAAACUGCCAUAUCUUGUUUCCGAAAUUAUAUUGCAGUUGUUACGUAAUCAUUACAUAACAAGUGACGAUCUGCUGUGGCAAGUGGCUUGUUGGAAUGGUAUUUUUUCGGCUUGUUGGCUCUUCGGCUUGUUAGCCUACCGCCAAUAUAUCUGUGACUCUAUUACAGUCAGUUUUCAUAUCUCAGAAUUAGUCUGAGAAACGUUUUCUCAGAAGUUAUCUUAGUUAUUUUUUGCAGGAGUCGGGAACCGAGAGAUCAAUCGAACCAAAAAAGAGCAGCAUUACUUCGUUUUUUUCUAUAAAUGUAGUCCUUGCGUCAUUAUGUCGACAUGGUAAUUCUAUAUAUGGAUCAAUGCAAACUACUUUAAUGUUUAAAUUCUGAUAGACUAUUUGUUGUAUACAAUUUUGCACUCAGUUUUAAGCAAUUCAAUCACGUUUUGGUCUGGUCAAAAGUUCAGAAUACUAACAACUGAUUUUAUUUAUUAAGCUUUGAUUUAAACGUCGUGAAAAAAAGAUGGGAGCAGAAAUAAGCUGUGAAGCCCGAGACGGAUUCGAACCGGGUACCAAAGUGAAGAUCAAUUGUGACAAGAAAACUUUGAAAAGCGUGCACUUGGCUGCCAACCGCUGGGACUCUGAAUUGAAGGAGUUGAUCGGCAAACAGCUGAAACUCAAAGGUUUCGAUCGGGAUGGGGAUGCCAUGGUUGAGUGCAACAACAGACGGGCCGUUUUGAAACCCUUAGUUUUGUCGACUAUCCCAGAUGAUGAAGUAAUUCCAGAGAAGGGAGACAACGCCCGACUACUCAGUUCAGAAGCUUUUGCAGAUCACCCUGAGGUUUCUGACAUGGUCGGUGUGGUGUUUGAAAUUGUAACUGACGACAAUGUCAUAACUUGCAAAGUUGCAUUCAGUGACACUGCUGGAUCAGAAGCGAAAGUCGCCGAGAUACAACGAGAGCAUCUCAAAUGGGUGAAAUGUGACGUAAUCGGAGCAGGCGAUGACGUCAUAGUCGUGAACUGUGAGGAGGCCGUGAAGACACUGCAAGAGGGACACGGGGAGUACCAUGAAGCCAUGAAGCACUGUCUGGGCAAGAAAGGCAUAGUGAAGAAAUUCAACGACAGGGCAGACGCAGUCGUUCUCUUCGACUCAGUUUCCGAGCUCGGAGCUACUGGCGCAGCCUUAAUUCUUAACACUUCCCUUCUGCGCAAUGUUUCGCCCCCCGAUAUCCAUUUCGCCGUGGGGGACAAGAUCAAAGUGACAAGCAAUGCCAAAAAGUUCAAGAGAAUUCAAAAGCACAGAGUUCAAAACUGGAAAGACGCCUUCAAGCGACUCGCUGGUCGUUCGGCUACUGUCGUUGAUGAUUCCCUCACUUCUGGCAAAAUAGGGGUGAAGUUUGUUGGAAUCGACGAGGUGGUGACAACAAGCAAAAAGGUCAUUGACCGAAAUGAAGAGGAAGAAUUUUUUGAGGGCGAGCGAGUGGUGUGUCUGCUCUCCAGUGAUCAGCUGGAAAAUUUGUUGAAAGACGAGACGUACAAAGCGUACCAAAAUGAGGAAGGAACUAUCGUGUCACUUCGAAAUGACUCACCACAAGCGAGAGUUGCCGAAGUCGCAUUGGACAAUGGCACCAAAUUCACAUUCCCAACUAGCCUGAUUUUGUCUUGUGUGCUGCCUGAUCCCGACAGUGACGACUCGGACUCGACACCCAGCGCGAUACCAGAGUACACGUUCUUGGGUUCUUGUCGUGGCCUAUCUGUGGGUGACAGGGUCUCAACUGACAUGGAGAAGGCUGAGUUCAAUCGGGUACAGCAGAUCAAAGGUGGGGAGCGCAACGAGCACUUAUUCGAAGCUGUGAAAGAAGGCCGGGCGGUCGUGAAAGGACUCACAACUAAAGGAAAAGUGAUUUUGAUGAGCGAACCAAACGAGCCUGGACAACUGGCUCAUUAUAUCGGGAAAGUUAGCCGCAGUGGCCUUGAAAAAGAUGAAAGAAAAGCUGAGAACGAAUGGUUGUUCGUCGGGGAUACAGUCAAAAUUGCCGCGUCAACAAAUGAGACAGAGGUAGCGGAUAGAACUGGAAAAAUAGUUUCUAAAAGCACGGGAGACGAGUUUUUUGUCUGUCUGGGGGAGAAUGAGGAUCCGAAAUCUUGUUGCAGAAACGAAGUUUCGAGGAUACAACAUGACGUGGAGCUUACAGUUGGUGACGAAGUGAGUUUGAGUCCAGACGCGAGGGUGGUUGCAGCGCUUCUUAACCGAGAUGGUCUGGCGGUGCCUCGUGAUCUUUCUACACUGUCUGGUCUCUUUGGCUUCGUUGAGGAUAUCACCGAAAAAGGAUUCCUCAGUGUCAAGUUUGAAGACUACGAGGAAAAUAAUUUCGAGAACGCUGCCGAACCAAUUCUUCUAAGCCACGAUGCCGUAUUCAAAACGAAACCGACCCAAUUCUACAAAGUGGGAGACAAAGUCAAACUUAUCGAUCACGUCAGUCGAAUCAAGUCGAAUCAGAAGAACCAUGGCGAGUGGUCGCCUAGGAUACAAGAAGGCUUCGGUAAAGUGGGUUCGGUGGUUCAAGUGAUUGACAGCUACGGGACCGGCAGAAAAGGCGACGUCCGUGUGAAGUUCGCGGAUUCGGGUAAAGUGAUUGAUCUGAUUCUUAACCCGAGAAGUCUGGUUGAGUUCGUGGACGAGUUUAAACGAGGCGAUAAAGUAGUGUGUGCUUUGACCUAUGACAAAAUGAAAAGUCAGCUGCCUGAUAAUUAUCACAUGGAAGGUCUACAUCAUCUCAGAAUUAAACACAUGUCGAUGGGUGUAGUGACAAGAGUGCACGGGAGCGGAGUGGAAGCAGUCAUUUCUGUGGUGUACGGAAUGAACAUCGAGAUCAAAUUCAUCGCCAAGAACAUCCUCAAGAUUCCCUCCGGCCCGGAGAGUUCAAAACCUGACGACGAUUCAGACUCGGGGGACGACGAGCAUGACUACAUUUUCCUCACUUCUCAUCGCGAACUGAGUGUUGGAGAUCAAGUUUGCACGAAGUUGAGCAAAGAUAAGUUCAUGGAAUUUCAAAAAAAGAAGAAGCUAGACGAGGAAGAUGCUCUAUUUGAAGCUCUGGAAACAUCGGGAGAAGUAGCAGGAUUUUCGACCAAAAAUUUCGUAUUGGUUGCAACUUCUGGCAAAGACGACACUGAUGCAGAUACUUACUGGAAAGUGUCCAGGAAGGUUCUAGAACAUUCCCAGAAUGACGCCUUCCAAAUCGGCGAUGUGGUCAUGGUCGGCGAAGAACCAGCGAAUGACAGAGCUAACGGUGACGGCGCUCAACAUGCAGACGCUUCUAAGAAGGCGGUAAUUUUGUCCCAAGUGUCACCUGACAACCACAAACUUCUAGUUGCAAUUGUGGGCGACGAUGAAAACCACGAAUGGACAGAAGUCAGUGUUUCGGUCGAGCAGCUUAAAAGAUAUUCGGGUGCGCACCAACUAACUGUUGGAGACGAGGUCAUUAUAUAUGCACGCAUGGAUCUCGUAGAGAAACUUCAACUGAGAGCUGGUCUCAAAUUUGAACCCGAAAUUGAGAACUUAUUCGGCAAAGUUGGAUACGUUAAUGACAUCACUACCAGAGGUCAACUCAGCAUCGUCUUUGAAGGUCGAUCAGAUCCAAUCACUGUCAACACAAAACUUGUCCGAAAAGCUACGCCGACAAUUUAUUUCGGAGUCGGCGACAAGGUUAAGCUGAUCCCGGAUGAGUCCCGUCUUAGAUCGAACCAGAAAAACCACGGCGAGUGGGUUGAUCCGAUCAAAGAGUCCAUUGGUCUUGUCGGGUCGGUCUUUUACGUAAUCAAUAAUCCGAGCACAGGUCGAGUCAAAGACGUAAAAGUGAAGUUUGCGAGCUCUGGUCGAGUUAUUCCGGUGAUUUUGAACACUCGAAGUCUGGUCGGCGUUUCAGAGGUGUUUGCAAGGGGUGAUAAAAUUGUGUGUGCUUUGACCUUCGAUGAUUUGAGCUCGGUGCUACCCGCGGAUCAUCAGAUGAACGGUUUGAUGCAUCUGAGAAAUAAACAUAUGCAGGCUGGCAAAGUAGUUAAAGUGAGAGGAAUCGAAAAUGACGCUUUGGUUACUGUACGAUACCCGCCCGAAGGCAUUGAAAUCACUUACAUAGCGAAAUUCGUCCUUAAAGUUCCAGAAUCAGAAGCAUCCGGCCAUCUGGGUUCUGGGUUUUCUAAACUUUUUUCCGGAUUACCGCCAGACUUUACCUCGCUUAUGGACCGAUUCAGCGAAGAAUUUGCUCGAGACUUGGCUGCUUCAGUCGAAAACCGAAGACAAACUAGUCGUUCAUCGUCAUCGUCGUCGUCAAGUGAUUCUAAAUCUGAAGACGAGAAACGAGAUGAAUCCAGUGUGACUACCGAAGGAGUUCCCGGAGACCAAGCGGGAACUUUGACGGCGACAGCAUCUAACGACUCGGAAGCCUUAACAGUAGCUGAAGAAGAGCCUAAACAAUCUUCUGAUGCAUCUAUGGCCCCACCUAUAGCCAACAGGGCCAUAAGCAUGACCCCUAAAACGGUCUCGUGUGUGCUGUGUUACAACUCAGACUCGCUUGUUGCUCUGAAAUGUGGACACGUUUUGUGUGAGAAUUGUGCGAAUGAGUUGCUGACCAAUCAGAAUUUGACUGGAUACCGCAAAUGUCCGAUGGACAGAAAAAAAUUCAGAAAGUUCAUCAAAUUGUUUCUAUAAGUAAAGAUUGAAAACUGAGAUUAUUCUCAACAAAUAUGACGAAUUGCUAACUUUUAUA